CACAUGGACCACUACUCACGCUCAAUUGUUGAAAGUUUGGUUGGCACGGCAUGGGGUAUACCGUUAUACUCUGUUCCACACCCCACCUGACAUGGCCAAGCAGUACCUGGGUCAGGGGCACGCGGGGGGAGAUCACGUGAUGGAGUCGUUUGAUGGACAUGCGGAAAUCCUGUUGGAAAAUUGGGACAUUCUGGGCCGCCUGCGCGCAGAUCCAUACUAUACAGAGGUAGUGGAGCCAAGCGAGGCCAAACUGAUUGACAAAGCUUCCGUGGUGAGAAGGGUGGGAUAUGAGGAGGUUUGGGUUGCGGAAGGCAAGGCUGUCGAAUAAGAAUGUCUGCUCACUAGCUUAGCCAGAUAUGCACGUAAUGCCGAUCACUAUGGGGGCCGUUUUUAUCACACAAAAUGUGUGACAAGCACGCAUCUGACUACUUUGUAUCUAGCCCGAUUGGAAGUUGCCACUAGUAGUUUAGGCUCGGUAAUGACUUAUUACCACUAAUUUUGAUUGAUCACAGCAAACAAAUCAUGCUUGCGGAGUAUUUUGCUUCUGGCCUGCAAGUCACUUUAUGGUCACAUUCCUGCAAGAGAGCUCGACACAGGCUAGUUUGGAAAAAAAAAAAAAAA
This is a messenger RNA of Aspergillus piperis CBS 112811, 621 nucleotides long. RefSeq lists its product as uncharacterized. Bases 92 to 328 code for a protein of 78 amino acids. NCBI's taxonomy places the organism in Eukaryota, Fungi, Ascomycota, Eurotiomycetes, Eurotiales, Aspergillaceae. The transcript has 2 exons. The record is from RefSeq and is a predicted model, not a curated record. Gene Ontology annotation, molecular function: oxidoreductase activity.